AUGGCCAAGGAAGACUUCAAGGACGAUAUCAAGCACCUCGAAGAUCCCACCGGUGUGGGCUCCUCCGAGGAAAUCAGCUUGGAUGAGCUCGACUCCAUCGAGAAAACCGACACUGGCAAGUACUCAUGGCUUGUUUCCAUCACUGCCGCCAUUGGCGGCAUGCUGUUCGGUUACGACACCGGCAUCAUCAGUGCCGUUCUCGUCUAUAUCAACGACGACCUCGGCAAACACCUCUCUUCGCAAGAGCGUGAACUCAUCACUUCCAUCACCUCUGGCGGUGCCUUCAUUGGCGCCAUCUUUGCUGGCGCCACUGCAGAUCGAUAUGGCCGGAAAGUCGCCAUCUAUGUCGGAUGUGUGCUCUUCACUCUUGGUGCCAUCAUCCAAGCUGCAUCCUUUUCGCUCGCUCAGAUGACUGUUGGUCGUCUCGUUGUGGGCUUCGGCGUCGGCAGCGCUGCCAUGAUUAUUCCACUGUACAUUGCCGAAGUGUCCCCUGCGAAGUACCGCGGCCGUAUGAUUGGUCUCGAUAACAUGUCUAUUACCGGUGGCCAGCUCGUGAGCUACGGAAUUGGAGCUGGCUUUGCCCAUGUUACCGGUGGUUGGAGAUACAUGGUCGGUGGAGGUGCGCUACCCGCCCUCAUUCUCGCCAGUCUUCUUCCGUUCUGCCCCGAAUCGCCUCGACAGCUUGUAUACCACGGCAAGAUGAAGGAGGCCGCCGAUGUCAUCCGAAAAAUCUUCCCCAACGGUACCGAGGAGCAAGUCCAGAACAAGGUCAAGCACAUUACCCACCAUGUAGAGCAGGCCAAGGCACUGAAUGCCGGCAAAUCUCAGUGGUGGGUGCUCAAGCAGCUCUACGUUGUUGGUGCCAACUUCCGCGCUUUGGUGGCGGCCUGUGGCUUGAUGGCCAUCUCCCAGCUCACCGGGUUCAAUGCCCUCAUGUACUAUUCGCCAGUCAUCUUUUCUCUUGUUGGAUUUUCCAAUCCCGUGGCCGUGGGAACCGUCAUUGCGGGGACCAACUUCAUCUUCACCUUUGUCAACCUCUUGCUGGUUGAUCGUGCUGGACGCCGCCGAAUUUUGCUUUGCACGGUUCAAUUCAUGAGCUUGGCUCUGGUCAUCGCUGCCAUCUGCUUCAAGUGGAUUCCCAUCAACCAUGACCUCAGCCUGGCCGAUGAUGCCAAGGUUGGAUGGCCUGCCAUCGUUGUUUUGAUCAGCAUGGUCUUUUUCGUGGGCUUCUACUCUUCCGGUAUCGGCAACACUGCUUGGCUUUCGUCCGAGUUUUUCCCCAUGGAGGUCCGAGCCAUGGGUACAAUGAUGUUGACUUUGUCGUGCUGGGGAUCCAAUAUCAUCGUUUCGUCCACGUUCUUGACGCAGAUGGAGAACAUGACGCCCUCCGGAACUUUCGGCUUCUAUGCCGCAAUCUGCAUGACGGGUUACGUCUGCAUCUACUUCUGUUACCCCGAGGUUAAGGGAAUGACUCUAGAGGAUAUUCGAGAGGUUUUCCAGCACGGUUUUGGUGUUCAGAGGGCUAGGGAGAUGCAGAAGGAGAUGAAGCGGGCCCGCGCAUCGGACGUAGCCUCUAAGGCUUGA
Molecule: messenger RNA, 1584 nt
Organism: Ilyonectria robusta
Lineage: Eukaryota; Fungi; Ascomycota; Sordariomycetes; Hypocreales; Nectriaceae
Product: general substrate transporter
Exons: 2
Coding region: 1-1584 (527 amino acids)
Biological process (GO): transmembrane transport
Cellular component (GO): membrane
Molecular function (GO): myo-inositol:proton symporter activity
Source: RefSeq, a predicted model, not a curated record